AUGUGUUCUCGUUUAAUAUUUCGAUCAAUUCAACAUCCUAUACCAUCAGUAAUUUUCUCACGUUUUCUAUCGUUAACUCAAAUACAAUUAAAUGCAGCGACGAAAUUAAAAGAAAAAUCAUCCAUAGAUGUUGAAAUAACGAAAACUUAUUCAGAAAAUAUUCAACGAAUUGUUAAUGAAAUAAGUAAAUUAUCAUUGGUUGAAGUCAUGGAUUUGAAUGAAUUAUUAAAGAGAAAACUCAAUAUACAGGAUGUGCCGAUUGUAGCAUCAGGAGGAAGCAGUGGUUCACCACCACCGACUACACCGAAAAAAGACGACGAAGAAGAUGAAGGUGCUCGACCAGUAGCUCAAUCAGUAUUUAAAGUCCGAUUAAUCAAAUAUGAUGAUACAAAAAAAGUACCUGUCAUUAAACAAGUCAAAGAUGUUGUUGAAAAUAUUAAUCUUGUUCAAGCUAAAAAAUUAGUUGAAUCAAUACCACAAGUCCUACGUGAUAAUUUAAGUAAAGCCGAUGCUGAAAAAAUGAAAGCUAAAAUUGAAGCAGUUGGUGGUGUUUGCGUUAUCGAAUGA
Molecule: messenger RNA, 567 nt
Organism: Adineta steineri
Lineage: Eukaryota; Metazoa; Rotifera; Eurotatoria; Adinetida; Adinetidae
Source: the annotation of a GenBank genome assembly